AUCGUUAUAUUUUUUUUUAUGAAGAGCAAUUAUUUAUUUUUUAUGAAAUGAGAACUUAUUCAAAAUUUUAUAAGGGUCAAGAUAAAUACGAAGUCUCUCAUGUUGAAAAUUCUACCUUGGUUAUAAAUAGAGUAGAAGGUUUUCCAGAAGUUCCAGUCAUGUCGCAGCCACCAAAUGAUGUAUACACUGCAAACACAGAUGUUAAAGCGAAGGAUUUUGGUGUGCAAAGUUUUAAUUUUUUUUCAGGAUAUCAACCAUCAACAGCUGCCCGUAAAGAGACAAAAACUGUAACUUUUGAGCGAAAAUUGGAUCAACAACCUGCAUCAAUAAGUUUCAAUUUUGGGACUUCAGUAAAUGACACGAAAUCUGUUGGUAUCUUCAAAAAAAUGACAAACACGGUAGCUGAGGUCGAUAAACCUGAACCCAUGGAUUGGGAACUGUCGUACAGUCCUAUUUUUCUACCAAAGACUGUCGCACAACUUGACGAUGCUGCAAAGUUAAAAAUGGAUGGAGUAGAACCCAUGGAUUGGGAGUAAAUCCUUUCCGCUUUUAUUUUUUAUUUUUAUGAAAGAAUGAUGUGCUUUCUACCAAAUUGUUUAACGUAUAUUUGGUUGAAUAGCCAUUUAUAUACAAUAUUUUAUCAAAUUGAAUAGGAUAUAUUGUAUUUGGACGAACAUUUGGAUAUAUGCAACAUUGUAAAUUUACAAAAAAUUUGUUGUACAAA
Molecule: messenger RNA, 724 nt
Organism: Teleopsis dalmanni
Lineage: Eukaryota; Metazoa; Arthropoda; Insecta; Diptera; Diopsidae
Exons: 2
Coding region: 48-536 (162 amino acids)
Source: RefSeq, a predicted model, not a curated record